Messenger RNA from Oldenlandia corymbosa var. corymbosa, 3513 nucleotides. The record is from the annotation of a GenBank genome assembly. NCBI's taxonomy places the organism in Eukaryota, Viridiplantae, Streptophyta, Magnoliopsida, Gentianales, Rubiaceae.
GGGUUUCUGUCAAUUGUAAGUGUACCCAUUUCCAGUUUCAUGCAUGAAUGUGUUUGUUUGUUGUCAUUUUGGCGCCGACCAAUUUUGUGUAAUUUUGUUUCUUUACCCUGAAACAGUUGUACUGUGUUCCGGUGUUCUUCUUCUUCUCCCUGUCUACUUUUCAAUCCAGAAAUUGUACUUGGGUUUUUUCGAUUUUUGGAAGAAUGAGAGGGAAAAAUUGAAGGGUUUGAAAAAUUCGAAACAUAGAAAAUGACUAAUUGUUUUCAAAAAAAGGUUUGAGCUUUUUCAUCCUUCAAGUCAUUUUCGUCCAAUUUUCUCAACGGCUGUUGACUUGGGUGAUUCUUUUGUAGUCGAAUUUGAAUUUGCAUUUUCGAAGUGUAUUAGGGCAAGAAAGAUUACAAGGCAGGUCCAAUUGGGGGUGAAUUUAGCCUUUGCAAAACGACGCCGCUUUCUUUGGAAGAAAGAACUUGUCGGUUACUAUUACAAAAUUCUAAACGCAUGGGUUUUCCCCUAAUUAGUCGCCAUUGUUACUGUUUUUAACUGAUUUCCUGAAGAUUUUUAUUUAGGGGUUGAAUUGUUUUUAGUCAUUCCUGAAAGAUUGCUGCCGCUAGUAGUUUCUCUGGGCAAGGGUUGAAUUUAUUGAAAUUGAUAGUAAUACUACUAAAGAAGGAAGGGAAUCAGAGCAUAUAUUUAAGGAGAUACUCCUAGAUUCCUAGUAUAACUGUAUUUGUGGUAAAAUAGAAGUCUAAUCCCAGCCAGCCAUGCUCUGAAAAAUUUCACCAAAAUGGUAACUUCAUUUAAGUUUGGACACAGUGGCUGAUUUACCGAUGGACACUGGUUUGGAUACGUCAUAAUGGAAUCAGUGACAAGUUUUUUUUCCCAAAUUCUGUGCCUUAACAUUUAAGAAUUAUUUAGGGUACCCAAAAUUAUCUACUCCUGUGUGUAUAUCUAUAUGACUAUUAAACGUGUACAAUGUUUAUAGUUUGCCUGAUAUUGCCUUUGUCAUUGUCAUUGUCUUUUCUCAAUGGUGGGAUAUUUUGAACUGCAGAAGAUGGGUGUGGUUGAAGUUGAACCCGGUUGCUGCGAAGGAAUCGCAAAGGGGGUGAACAUUGGAGAUGAUGAGUAUCAGAAUUUGAUUGGGAUACUGGACUUUCCCAUGGAAAGUUUGGAAGGGGAUGACGACCUUGGGGGUGAUUGGGAUGCUAGUAAGUCGCAAUCCCUUGGUCCAAUUCCUACUGACGCUUUAAUGGGUUUGUCGCCGGUGCCUCAAGCCAACACUGCCUAUUUGGAUGCACCGCAGAGGGUAACCACUCCUGGCGCUGCAAUGUUUAAACCCAAACAGCUCCCAAACUAUGCCAAGCAAUCCUCCAGCACCAGCAGUCGCAAUGAAAGUAAGCUUUCGGAUAGCCAGGAGUCAGGUGUAUUCCAGACGCAAAGCCCUGUUUCUGUACUUGAGAGUGGAGGCUCUUGUCCUGGUGGAAAAAGCUUGCCUAUCAAGCCCGAUAUCAUUGUUCCUGUCCGCUCUCGAUCUAAGAGAGCUCGAGCUUCAGUGUUUAAUCCAUGGUUUGUGAUGACUCCUAUAUCUUCUGCCGCUGCAGCAAUGAAGAAGACCUCGAGCUACAAGAAACCCAAGGAGAGGAGGGAUAGACUUCCAGAGGAAUCACUUCUAUCGAGCUCUGCCUCUGAAAUGACAGAUGACUCUUUCAAACAAGUUAAGGAGGAACUCUUUCAUGCAGCAGAUGGUGAGGAUGAUGGAAACUCUUUGCAACAAGCUCUUCCAACAAAACAGUGCACACAUUGCCAGGUAACCAAGACACCACAAUGGAGGGAGGGACCAAUGGGACCUAAGACGCUUUGCAAUGCAUGUGGGGUUCGCUACAGAUCCGGCCGUCUAUUUCCUGAAUAUCGACCAUUAGCGAGUCCUACUUUUGUCCCAACAUUACAUUCCAAUUCGCAUAGGAAGGUCGUAGAACUGAGGAAGAAAGCUGUUGUGCAGGAGGAUGGUACUAUUAUUGAAGCUCCUUUAUCACCCGCGCCAGAAUUCACUCAAUCAUUAAAUCCGCGGCGUAGGGUCCUGGGGACAAGAAAUAGAGGUAUUACGCAUGAGAAAGAUUUUGUGUACGAUACUUGUACCUCACCGGCACCAGAAAUUGUCCCCAAGCGCAGAAAGGUCAUCGGUACAACAAAAGAAGCUAGUAUGCAGGAGACCAACAGUUUGCACAACACUGUCAUAUCGCAAGCUCCUGAAUUUGUCGAAACUCUAGACUCCAAUUCAAGCGGGAAGUACACCGGGAUGAGAAAGAAAGCAAUAAUGCUGGAAACUGAUGGCAUUCCUGAUGAUGCUCCAAUGUCGCCAGCCCCAGAGUUCGUCCCCAUGAGUAGCUACCUGUUCGAUUUUAUAUAUUGAAGAGGUGGCUAGCAGUUCUAGUUAGGAAUUAUAAUCUGAUUGCUGUCGCUGCAGUUUUCCUUAAUUUUAGUUUGGCAGUCUGAGUCAGGGCACACUCUGGUGCCGUGUGUCGUCAAAGAACCGUGUGUACAAAAGAAGUAGUGAGUUUAGAGAAAUCCUAGAUUUAGCAUUAUGGUUGGAGAAAGGAAAUGGGUGUCUUCUCCUAUUAGGGUAGGAGUAGCUGGAAGCCUGGAAUGCAGAGUUAGUAGGAGAAGGGGUUUCAGUUGUGCAAUAGUUAUUUAGUAUUACAUUUGACAGACAAAUCAGGGCCUUAGGUACUGAAUUUUGUCAUUUGAUGUCUUGUUUUUUUUUCCCCCUAAGACAUGCUCAGUAUCUAUUUUUGUGGACUUGAGGUUGUCAUUUUUGGUAUCCCCUUGUUACCGGAAUGUGCAUAUAGGUCAUGAUUUUGCCGGAACCAGGUGAGCAGGCCAAGAACUGGGGAUAACCUAAUAAGAGUGCGGUCCGACGAUACAGACUUGAGUAAACUCCAUCUUUUUCAGACUUUGAGCAAUCUGGACAAGCUUUUGUUGUCUGCUGAGUUUAAGGUGAAAUAUUGUUUCCAUGACGCACAUGAGACAGAAUGUUAGUAUUAUCUGCGAAAAAUAAAAGGCGGUACUGAUUAUCGCACUAUCAACCGAAAAAAAAUCACGUUAGAUCACAUGGAAUCCGAGACACACCGAAUUCAAAAGCUCAAACCUUUGGACCUGUUGACUAAAGAGGCACACAAAAAACUCGGGUUUAAUAAAUACUAUGCAGUAGGAAAAAAUGUUGAAUGCAAAGUUAUGGCGUAGACAAUGGACAACAACUUGGGAGUUGGAAUGUCGGAUCGGAACCUUUGCAACCGCCACCGCCACCGCCGCCUCCAUGUUGUGUCCCGGUAACAAAACACACGUUUUCUCAUUCAAUGCCGAUGUAGUUAUUGUUUCCCCCUUUUCUGGCAAUGAAUUAUUUUAUGUUUUUUUUAUUCUUUAAUUAAUGAUCAUUAUCCCCUUGUGGAUAUAUUAUUAUGUUUUGUGCAACCAAAUUGAGUUUGACAUUGAGGAAUGAGUUUUUCCCAGAACUAUAAA